This is a messenger RNA of Melospiza georgiana, 2412 nucleotides long. It is a transcript of the gene CLTRN, whose product is annotated as collectrin, amino acid transport regulator. The coding region runs from base 11 to 685 and encodes 224 amino acids. Lineage: Eukaryota; Metazoa; Chordata; Aves; Passeriformes; Passerellidae. The record is from RefSeq and is a predicted model, not a curated record. The transcript has 6 exons.
UGCUGACGGGAUGUUACGGGCUUUGCUGCUUAUACUUUCUGUAGUUGCCAUUGCUCAUGCUGAGCUCUGCAAACCAGAUGCACAGAAUGCUUUCAAAGUACGGAUUAGUAUCAAAACAGCUUUGGGAGAUAAUGCAUAUGCCUGGGAUGCUAAUGAAGAGUACCUCUUCAAAGCAAUGGUGGCUUUUGCAAUGAGAAGAUAUUCCAGCAAGAGCACAACUCAAAUUUCCAAUGUGCUGCUCUGCAAUGUGACAGACCGGGUGUCCUUUUGGUUUGUGGUCACAGACUCUUCCAAAAAUGUGACAACUGUUCCUGGAAGUGAGGUAGAGGCAGCCAUCAGGAUGAACCGGAACAGAAUCAACAAUGCCUUCCUACUGAGUGACAAAACGCUGCAGUUCCUGAAGAUAACCUCAACCUUAUCACCUCCUGUGGAACCCUCUACACCUGUCUGGCUUAUUGUCUUUGGUGUUGUUCUUUGUCUCAUUGUGGCUGGGAUUGUUUUCCUCAUUGUUUCAGGGAUUCAGAAACACAAGAAAAAGAAUAAAGAGUCAACAGAGAGAGAAAAUUUAGAAGAGAAAGUUGAAGUGACACUAGAAAAUGGGAUUCCUUGUGAAGCACUGGAUUUAAAAGCAGGCCACAUUAAUGGAGUCUUUGCAGCAGAUGAUGACCGGUUCACAUCCCUAUGAAAUGCUGCCACUGCUCUCUGGUGGUUUUCUGAAAGACUCCUGUGCCUGCCUUUUCUCAUCACUACUCCUGAAUGUCAAACAUGAAGACAAGAAAAAUGUCCUUUCACAUGAUUUUCCUUGAGAGAACCUUUUGCUUGGGUCGUCCUCCAUUACAGUUCUUUUUCGUGAGCAACGCAAAUAAGAAGGCCUCAGAUAAUAUCCAGAAAAGAUUUCCAGGAGAUGUGUGGCAGAACAGGGUUGGAACCUGCCUUGUGCCAGGCAUCUCAUUUAUAAUGAUUAUUUAAAUAUGUCCAUUGUUUGUUUUUCCUGACAUAAAUGUGGAACUGCUUUAUUCCUGAAUGUCACUGGGAGAUCAUCUGUCAUUGUCAAUUCUUGAUGGGUUUUUUCUCAAGCCAUAUGGGAAAAGUUUCUCUGUAAAAUUACUUCUGUUUGCUGCUAUGUAGUAUGCCUUUAGAUGGAACAGCCAUCAGUGCAUGAAAGUUUCCAGUUACUGAGACACAUAAAAGCUUUCACAGCCUCUGUAAGAUCAGGUCAAAAUACCUGGAUCUUGUAUAGCUCUGGGGCUAGCAAAAAUCUGCUACUAGGUGUUUUUCACUUAACUGUCAAGGUUACAGAUUAUGUGAGCUGGAAAUUUGCAAAAAUCUGAAAUUGGUUGAAAUUAAAAGUUGCAACAAAGGGCAGAUUUUCCACAGGUGCAGUCAGUAUUUUGUGGCCCAGCUCUCAUUAAACCAUAGAAUCACAGGCCAGCCUGGGUUGGAAUGGAUUUGAAGACCAUCUUGUUCCAAUUCCCCUGUCAUGGGCAGGGACAUCUUCCACUAGACCAGGUUACUCAGAGCCCCAUCCAGUCCAGCCUUGAGCACUUUCAGGGGUAGGGUAUCCACAGCUUCUCUGGGCAACCUGUUCCAAUGCCUCAAUAACCUCACAGUAAAGGAUUUUUUCCAAAUAUCUAAUCUAAACGUGCCCUCUUUCAGUUUGAAGCCAUUCCCCCUUGUCAUGUCACUACAUGCCCUUGUAAAUAGUCUUUCACAGCUCUCUGGAAAUGCCUUGCUUACAGUUUUUAAUAAUAAAACUAGAGUAGAUUUCCAGCAUAGCCAGCCUGGGGUCAGAUGAACCUUCAUGAUCAUGUGAUAGGUAGACAACUUUUGAAAGGAUUCAAAAGAUUUUGAAACACCAGUUGCUGAUGUUUGGUGCACCUGAUCUGGAUAAGUGAUAAAAUUCUGGCUGUCUUCAGAAGCAUUGGUCAACAGAAAAGGGGAGUUUUGUGUGUGGGUAACUGUAAAAAGAUAAAGGAAAUGUGUUGAAGCAAAAUAUGAUAUCUGCAGUCACUAAGUAUCUGCCCACAUCAUUGGAGGCAGGAUUUGCCCAUUAACCAUCCUGUUUCCAGUGUCAUGUCUAGAAGCAUAUUAGAAAAUAUCUUUGCUUAUUAGGAUUGUUUCAUCAGACUCCUCACCAACAGGAACAGGCUUAAACAAAGUAAAAGGUGCUUAUAAAGGACCAUCUGGUGUUCUGAAGGGUACAAAGGUUUCUUGUUUCCCAGAGUGGAAAUCCUUCAACCUUUUGUCUGUAUUGAGCACCUUUGACUUGUCUCAGUACUGGCUCUUAGGACCAGUGUCAGCAGAAAGGAGGGAAUGGGAAGGAGAAGGGGAAGCAGCAGGGUGAAAGGGGAAAGCUGAGCAAGGGAAGCCCAAAGCUAGGGGAGGCAGGAGAGAGGAAGGCAAAAUACAAAA